GGCGCCGCAAGGGGCGGGCCCGGCGGCGGGGGAGGCUGUUUAAAGUGGCGCCCGCAGCGCGCGAAGGGGAUGGCGGAGCCGGCGGACUAUCCGCCCUUCCAGCUGGGGAAGCCCCGCUUCGAGCAGACUUCAUUUUAUGGCAGAUUCAGGCACUUCUUGGACAUCAUCGACCCACGCACUCUCUUUGUUACUGAGAGUCGCCUGAAGGAAGCUGUGCAGUUGCUGGAGGAUUACAAGCAUGGGACUUUGCCCCCAGGAGUCACCAACAAGGAGCUGUGGGGAGCUCAAAAAAUAAAGCAGGCCAUCAUCCAUCCCGACACAAACGAGACCAUCUUCAUGCCUUUCAGAAUGUCAGGUUACAUUCCCUUUGGAACACCCAUCGUUGUUGGUCUUCUUUUGCCCAACCAGACGAUAGCAUCCACUGUGUUUUGGCAGUGGUUGAAUCAGAGCCACAAUGCGUGCGUCAACUAUGCAAACCGCAACGCGACAAAGCCUUCUCCGACGUCCAAGUUCAUCCAGGGCUACUUGGGAGCUGUCAUAAGUGCUGUCUCAAUAGCAGUGGGCCUUAAUGUUCUGGUACAGAGAGCAAACAAGUUUACCCCUGCCACUCGUCUCUUGAUCCAGAGGUUUGUGCCAUUCCCCGCUGUCGCCAGUGCCAAUAUCUGCAACGUUGUCCUGAUGAGGCACACGGAGCUGGAAGAAGGAAUUGAUGUUUUGGACAAUAAUGGAAACAUCGUCGGCUCUUCCAGAAUUGCUGCAAAACAUGCACUACUAGAAACAGCCCUGACAAGAGUGGUCCUGCCGAUGCCUAUACUGGUUCUACCUCCAAUUAUUAUGUCCAUACUGGAAAAAUCGAGACGUCUCGCCUGGAGCCGGAGAUCGCAAUGGCCACCCCCAGUAAGACCGUCAUCUACAACAAGGGGUUGUAAGUGGGGAGCUGCAGACCCCUCCACCCGGAAGAUCUGGGCAGGGAAAGGGGGAAACGUGAGAUGUCGACUGGGAGAGAACGCAGCAGCGAGACAACACAAAUCCUAGAGCUCAGCGAUAGUCCUACUGCUCCCAGAGAGCGGGAGUGGGGUAACACUUUUGGAGAACUGACACCUCUCACACCACUCAACAAAAUUAACAUUAAAAGUUUUAACUUAGCAACAGCCAGAAACUACAUUCAAACACUUUAGACGACUAGCAGAGGAAUGAUCUCUAAACUUCUAGCACUGCAUGGAGGGAAGUUUUACGGGAUGGUUACAUGGCUAUACCUAACUCCAUGGGAGUAGGCUUCACCCAGCAAAUUUUGUUUUCAAUGCAAAUUAAAUCACAGCACUGACACUGCACAAAAGUCAUUCUGCAGAGACCGACGGGUGCGUGGCUUUGAAGCUCUUGAUAGGAUGUUUGAUAAGUGUCUUGUAUCGAUUCCAUGUCAGCACUGCCCCAGCUGCCACCCAGCACAUCAACAAGGGGUUCAAAGUCCUGGAAAGCCAACGUGCCCUGCAUGGGAUGGGAUCUAUGAGAAAAAUGGGUGAGGUUUGUCCUCUCUGUGAGUAAGGCAAUCUGAGCUACCUGGGUAGGGUUCCAUGAGGGAUUAGUGAAGCUGCUCCACUUUGAGUCCAGCUGUCCUUUGUUUGGAUGCAGUGAUGGGGCAUUGCUGGUACAGGAGCCACAUCCCACUGGGUGUGUGGUCCCGUGGCUCCACAAGCAUCCUCCUGGUUGAGUUUGGGGCCGUAAUCUGGCUUUGCAGUAACUUUCACCCAAACGUGUUAAGAGAAUGUGGCCACUGGGAUCAUUACAGGGCUUGAGGUGUGGUGGUGAUGAGCACGGCCAAAUGCAAUGAUUGCCAUCAUGCCAGUGCCAACUCGUGGGGGCUGGGGGAGGGUGGGGGGAGCAGGGGAAACCAAAUCUACACUGACAGAGAAUGUAUAUGAAAGGAUGCGUUGCAAUGCAUGGGAGUGGGAGCUGCACAGCAGAUUCUGUCCCCACACUGGUGUGGAUCAAAUAAUUGCACGUCAAAAAUGAGAGUUUUGUGGACAUCCAUACCAACUUGGAGGGGAGGAGAGGCCAGCAGAGCUCUCUCCAACCCUUCUACUGAUAGGACAGCUCCCGGUCCCUGGCGCUGGUGGGAAUGCUGAGCUCAUGGAGCAGUUCUGCAUUUCCACCUGCAUAAGGGACAGCUGGAUUUGACCCAGCAGAGUUCUUCUAAUGCACUAGAUCAGAUGAAUGUACAGUCAGCACGUGCUUAAUGUAUGCUUAAAUACGUGCUGGCUCUGAUGGUGUAACUGAGCCCAAGGCUGAGCGGACCAAAAGCCUCCAAGGUGGGUUUUGUGGCUGCCACAGCCGUUCUGCUGCAAUGCUGCAAAACUCAUUGAUCUCAGUCUUUUUCUUCUUUGGGGAGGGGAGUGACCGAGGCUUUGUAGUGGGAUGGUUUCUGCAAGGAUUUGGUCUUGCAUCGUAAUUACUGAUCAAAGCUAGUGAGCUCCAGCUACCUGCAGGGUCUGCAGAUGGAGCGAGUGAUGUGCGGCAGGGGGUGAGCAGGCAGCAUGCAAUGCCAACGGCGCUGGUUGGAGGAGAGCAGGCUGCAGGGUUCCUAAUACAUGCUGCCCUAUGAAAUAUGAGAGAGAGAUCCUGGUCCGUGGGCAAGGAGUGGCCUCAGGGAUGUCAGAAGAGCAGCACUUGGGGAUUGCAGCUCGGGUCAAACCCAGCUGCCCAACAAGUGACAAUCAGUCUAAAUGAGCCCAGGUUUCUCAUGUCCUGUAUAAAUCCCAUCAAACUUGUUUUAUUUCAUGUAUUGGAAAAUGGGGUGGAUAGCUUCUGCUGAGAAAGACCCUUCUGCUUCCUGACCCAGCCUUCCCCAAGCUCUUGGUUCUUCCAGCUCAGCCUGGCGUUUGGAAAGCAAAGGGGCUUUUCCUGCACAGUUCCUAAACUUCUCCAAAAUCCUCCACGGCCGUUGCAUUGCAGAGUACUUAGUACCACGUGUGUCAGCAGUGCUUGUGGGGUGUGCUAUGGGGCUGGAGAGAUGAGGUUUGGCUCUACAUCUCCCAGAACAUAUUGCUGACUAUAGGUGCA
Molecule: messenger RNA, 3057 nt
Organism: Phasianus colchicus (ring-necked pheasant)
Lineage: Eukaryota; Metazoa; Chordata; Aves; Galliformes; Phasianidae
Gene: SFXN5
Product: sideroflexin 5
Biological process (GO): citrate transport; mitochondrial transmembrane transport; monoatomic ion transport
Cellular component (GO): mitochondrial inner membrane
Molecular function (GO): monoatomic ion transmembrane transporter activity; citrate transmembrane transporter activity
Source: RefSeq, a predicted model, not a curated record